Menidia menidia (Atlantic silverside) is the source of this 3663-nucleotide messenger RNA. NCBI's taxonomy places the organism in Eukaryota, Metazoa, Chordata, Actinopteri, Atheriniformes, Atherinopsidae. The record is from the annotation of a GenBank genome assembly.
UGACAGCAGGUCACGCAGUAAAAGAAGACCACAGGAAAGUUGUACGCUUUUAUGAAUUUUACUGUCCAACCGUGGUGUGGAAACAAGGCGGGAUUUAGCGUUACCAAGGCAAGUCUCAAUCUAGUAUAAAGGGAAUAACAUGGUGUCCCAGAGGCUGUUUAUGUUUACUUAAAGAACACAUUCAAAGGGGCGUUUUUUUUGUAGACGCGGCUAAGUUUUUCUAUGUCGUCCGCUUCUUUUGCACUUAAACCUUAAUUUUAUGUUCGGAUUUACAAGGCCAGUGGCAUGUAAAUCUCAUAUUUCACUAAUGUGCCAGUCUUACAAAUGGAAAGGGGGCUUCACUUUGGAAACGUGAGCAUUUCCCUGGUGCUCCUGCUGUUGCUCAAAGCGCUCAUAGGAUUCGGGACCUCGCAAGCUCAGGGCUCCACCGUCGGGAGGGAGUCGCAGUCGGCCACCCGGGGUUCACGUUCGACCCCGGCGGAGGAUGGUGCGAGAGUCAUGGAGCGCGGCUUGGAGAACGUAGGCGCCCCGGUCACCGGAGCAGACGUUACCGUGGAGGACGACGAAAAUGAGUCGGCAGGUGAGGCCGACGAGUCAUACGGAGAAAGUAACGGGAACGUCCGGUCUACAAGGUCUCUGGUGAUCAUCAGUACCCUGGAUGGGCGGAUCUCAGCCCUGGAUCCUCACAACCAGGGCAGGAAGCAGUGGGACCUAGACGUUGGCUCGGGGUGCUUGGUGUCCUCCAGCCUCAGCAAACCCGAGGUGUUUGGCAAUAAGAUGGUCAUUCCCUCGCUGGACGGUGCCUUGUUCCAGUGGAACCGGGACAGGGAGACUAUGGAGGCAGUGCCUUUCAGCGUGGAGUCCCUGCUGGAGUCGUCGUACCGCAUCGGAGAGGACACCGUGCUGGUCGGGGGCAAGUCCCUCACCACCUACGGCCUGGGGGCCUACAGCGGCAAGAUCCGGUACAUCUGCUCGGCGGGGGGCUGCAGCCGCUGGGGGGACGAGGAAACGGAAGCCGAAGACGUGCUGCUGCUGCAGAGGACCCAGAAGACGGUGCGGGCCAUCAGGCCUCGGUCAGGAAUGGAGAAGUGGAACUUCAGUGUUGGCAACUUCGAGCUGAAGCUUUUGCCGGAGAUCCAGUCCGGAGUGAACUUCCUGGAGGGCCAAGUGGUGAGCGGUGACGCCUGGAAGGAAAACGAGAGGGUCAUCGCCGACGAACCGAAGGACAGAAAACCCCAAAACCCCCACCUGGACCUGGCCAUCAAAGUGUCUGUCCCCGACUGGAAGGUAAUGGCCUUCAGCACCGAGGCCAAUGGACGGCUAGUCUGGGAGCAUCAGUUCUGCACUCCCAUUGCCUCGGCCUGGCUGGUGGGCGGUGGGAAGGUCACUCCGAUCAGCCUGUUUGACGACACCGGCUACAGCAGCCAGUCAGAAACCGAAGAGGAGGAGGAGACGGACCCCGAGAAGGAGCAGCGCUCCGCAGAGUCCAGCGUCUAUCUUGGGAUGUUCCAGGGUCAGCUGUACCUCCAGUCCUCAGUGAGGAUCAGUGAAAAAUUCCCCACCCAAGCCAUCGGAUCGGAGAAAGAUGUCAUCCCGCUACCCACCAUCAAAUGGAAGCCACUCAUUCAUUCCCCGUCUCGGACUCCGGCUCUAGUGGGCUCUGACGAAUUCGACAAGUGUCUGAGCAACGACAAGUACUCCCACGAUGAGUACAGCAACGGGGCCUUGUCCAUCCUCCAGUAUCCAUAUGACAACGGAUACUACUUCCCCUACAGCAAGCGCUACCGGGAGAAGCGCGAGAGCGCCGUCAGCCUGAUAAAGGGAAACGAGGCCGGCGCCGACAGCCGCAGGAGGAAGGACCCCGUGCUGCUGCUGCCCUGGUGGAAGGAGAUCCUCGGGACCAUCAUCUUCUGCAUCGCCGCCACGACCUACAUCGUCCGCAAGUUCUUCCACCCCCCCGCCCCCACCGCCUACGCCAGGCAACGCAAAGAGUCGGAGACGCAGUGCCAGACCGACAGCAAGUUCGACCUUGAAGUCGUGGAAUCCAAAGAGCCCGUUGCCAUGGAGAUCCGCUCCAGCGAAUACGUGUCCAGGUACCUGACAGACUUUGAGCCAGUGCAGUGCCUCGGCCGAGGGGGGUUCGGCGUGGUUUUCGAAGCCCGCAACAAAGUGGACGACUGCAACUACGCCAUCAAAAGAAUCCGCCUGCCCAACAGGGAGCUGGCCCGAGAGAAGGUGAUGCGAGAGGUGAAGGCCCUGGCAAAGCUGGAGCACCCAGGGAUUAUCCGCUACUUCAACGCCUGGCAGGAGACCCCCCCCGAGGGCUGGCAGGAGGAAAUGGACCAGAGGUGGCUGAAAGACGCCAGUACCACCGACUGGCCGAUGAGUUUCCUGGACCACAUGGAGGCGCUGUCCGUCAAAGUGCCAGUGUCCAGCUCUGUCUCUCCUGCCUCUGGACCCCACGGAGACACUCUGGAGGCCUCUGUUGACGCGCAGGCGCUCCACUCCAACAGCAUCGUGGACUUCAGCGUCAACGAAGGAGACCUGUCCUUCCAGCCGCUGCUCGGCCACGACAGCCUGAUGUCCGAGAGGGACAGCCAGGCCGACCCGGACGCCUCGGACAACCCGCACUCCUUCGAGCUCUGCCCCCCGCGCGGCCCCAGCGACUGCACCUCCUCGUCCUUCGACAUCGUGUUCGAGGACUCCGGCUGCGACCGCGACGCCGAGGCCAACACGGACUCGGACUCCAACUCCAACUCGGUCGGCCUGGACACGCCGACCGAGAGGAACAGCUCGUCCUCCUCGCGCACCAGACGACAGGAGUCCGUCGCCAACUCCUCGUCUUCUCCCCCCCGGCCCACCUCGCUCACCCUGGCUCUGCCCACCAGUCCACCAAGCCAGCGGAUCCAACCUUCCCCAAAGGUGUACCUGUACAUCCAGAUGCAGCUCUGUCGGAAGGAGAAUCUGAAGGACUGGAUGGCCCAGCGCUGCCUGCCGGAGCAGAGGGAGCACAACCAGUGUCUGGACAUCUUCCUGCAGAUCGCGGAGGCCGUGGACUUCCUGCACAGCAAAGGGCUCAUGCACAGGGACCUCAAGCCCUCCAACAUCUUCUUCACCAUGGACGACGUGGUGAAAGUGGGAGACUUCGGUCUGGUGACGGCCAUGGACCAGGAGGAAGACGAGGACGAGCCCAGCGCCCUGACACCCGCCCCGCUCCUCACCCGCCACACGGGCCAGGUGGGCACCAAGCUUUACAUGAGCCCGGAGCAGCUCUCUGGCAAUUCUUACUCUCAUAAAGUGGACAUCUACUCUCUGGGCUUAAUUCUGUUCGAGCUGCUGUACCCUUUCAGGACCCAGAUGGAGAGAGUGAGGACGCUCACAGAUGUGCGCGCACUGCGCUUCCCAGAGGUGUUCUCCAUCAACAACGUGCAGGAGCUGAACAUGGUGCGCAGCAUGCUCUCUCUGAGUCCCAGCGAGCGGCCCGAGGCCGUGGACAUCACGGGGACGCCCCUGUUCCAGGAGCUGGAGCUGCCCUGCCGGCUGGCCAUCCGCCAGCGCUCCCGCACCUACAGCGCCUCCUCCAUGGGCCGGCCAUCACGGCAGAGCUCUGCCACCUGAAGGCCCUCCCACACAGUCUCUCUCUCUCCCUGUCUGCCCCCCCCC